AAAAAAAGAUGCUUCAAUCUCUUAUCUGCGAAGAGGCUCCUAAACCUCAACAUGACACUACUUUAUGGACACAAUUUAUCAGCUCAGUACAAGAAACAUGCAAACAUCAAUUAGAGCAAUACCAGGUCACCGAUCAGCUAGCCAAACUAUCCAAACCGCCUGUUGCUAUCGGUACAUUUCUCGCCUUGAUGGUAUUUCUUCAAUUCGGUGGGCAUAUCCUGACCAAUGUUAUUUCGUGGGCUUAUCCCGCCUAUGCAUCGUUUUUAGCGAUUGAAUCUCCUUCAACUGACGAUGAUACGCAAUGGCUCAUUUAUUGGACGGUCAUUGGGUUUGUGCGUCUUGGUAUUUAUUUUCUGGACAUAUUUCUCUCUUGGUCCUCUGUAUAUUACACAUGCAAGACGCUUGUAAUUCUUUGGCUUGUUUUACCUCAAUUUAAAGGUGCAGAAACCGUUUAUGCGUAUGUGUUGCGCCCAUAUCUAUUAAAGGCUGAGCCUGAGAUUGAAAGCUCUAUAAAGAAUAUAUCCGACAAGUUUUCGUUCAGUUUGUUUUCUCGGGGAAAAAUCAUCAUGGGCAAGUGAUGAUGAUACCCCACCCCUCUCAUAUAAUAUAUAUACACGCACAUUUGUAAAUAGAUAAAUAAAUAAAAAAAGGACAUGAAUAAUCAUAUUGGAAUAGCAUUGUUGUUGUUGAUUUUUGUUGGUGUGUGUGUGUGGGUGUGCUUUGUGAGUGGGUUUAUUUGAAGAUAAAAUAAUUUAUGAUCUGGGCUUCUCCUUCUUUUCCUUGUACAAGGCAAGAAGAGAGACACCAGCGACCUUGACGACCUUGAAACGGACACCAGGAAUAUCACCAAUAGCGCGACCCUUACGACCGAAACCGGCAAUCAAGACCUC
This is a messenger RNA of Mucor mucedo, 890 nucleotides long. Its product is annotated as TB2/DP1, HVA22 family-domain-containing protein. NCBI's taxonomy places the organism in Eukaryota, Fungi, Mucoromycota, Mucoromycetes, Mucorales, Mucoraceae. The transcript is spliced from 3 exons. The record is from RefSeq and is a predicted model, not a curated record. Bases 9 to 578 code for a protein of 189 amino acids.